Messenger RNA from Scophthalmus maximus (turbot), 2919 nucleotides. It is a transcript of the gene gjc2, whose product is annotated as gap junction protein gamma 2. The transcript is spliced from 2 exons. NCBI's taxonomy places the organism in Eukaryota, Metazoa, Chordata, Actinopteri, Pleuronectiformes, Scophthalmidae. Gene Ontology annotation, cellular component: connexin complex. Gene Ontology annotation, biological process: cell communication. Bases 641 to 1897 code for a protein of 418 amino acids. The record is from RefSeq and is a predicted model, not a curated record.
AGGUUGAGAGGCAUGAAGACAUUGACCUGUAAGAGGCUGAGAUACAUAGAUAGAUGUAGACAUCGAGAGAGGGGGGUGGGAGACAAAGUAACAGAGGGAGAGGGAGAGAGAGGGAGGGAGAGAGAGAGAGACCCUCAUCAGCUGUGUUACAAAUGUUUCAUAUGAGUGUUGGGGAGCGAUUAACACGCAUCUUCAGCUGGGUGUUCAUAUCAGUCUGCAGUACGAUAUCCUCGAGACCAAACCCUUGGAAGAGGGUCACUUGCCAGAGGAGGAUUUUUUUUUUUCUACUGCCUUUCUUGUUUUUUAUAUUUCCUUCUUGGGCAGAGGGCUGGUGUAAUAGAAACCAGACACAAGCCAGAAUGUGAGGCAUUCACAGCAGCGAGACCUCACUUCUCCACAGAGUGAGAAAACAGGAUAAAUACAGUGUCCCCAAUUUAAUGAGUUUUGUCGUUGUCUCGCGUUUUUUUUGACGGUCCAUAAGUUAUCAAUAAGUCGGCAAAGGCCAGGACAUAAGGAUGGUAGCGGAAAUCCAUGGAUCAGACGGUUGAGGGAAUAUCUAGAGAGGGCAGAGGAGACCUUGAGGAUGGGAAAUGCAUGUACAACUUUACCAGAUUCUAGUUGAAAAGCUUGAAAGACCAACAUGAGCUGGAGCUUUCUCACGCGUCUCCUGGAAGAAAUCCACAACCACUCCACCUUUGUGGGAAAAGUGUGGCUGACUGUGCUCAUCAUCUUCCGCAUUGUGCUCACUGCAGUCGGUGGUGAGUCCAUUUACUCGGACGAACAGACCAAGUUCACCUGCAACACCAAACAGCCGGGUUGUGACAACGUAUGUUACGAUGCCUUUGCUCCCCUCUCGCACGUCCGCUUCUGGGUCUUUCAGAUCAUCAUGAUCUCCACUCCCUCCAUCAUGUACAUGGGUUAUGCUAUUCACAAGAUAGCCCGAACUUCAGAGGUGGAGCGCCGGAAGCACCAAAGGGUCCGCAAAAAGCCACCGCCCCAUUCCAGAUGGAGAGAGAGCCACCAUCUGGAGGAUGUCUUAGAGCAGGAGGAAGAUGACGAUGCUGAGCCAAUGAUCUAUGAGGAUACUCUGGAGGUGCAGGAGGCCAAGCCGGAGCAUGUAAGCAGCACAAGCAAAGUCCAACCAAAACAUGAUGGGCGUAAAAGAAUUAUGCAAGAAGGACUGAUGAGAAUCUAUGUUCUUCAGCUCAUGUCGCGAGCUAUUUUUGAAAUAGCUUUCCUUGCAGGACAGUAUCUCCUCUAUGGUUUUCGAGUUAAUCCUUCAUACGUAUGCAGCAGGAUUCCCUGUCCACACAGCGUGGACUGUUUCAUCUCUAGGCCCACAGAGAAAACAAUCUUCCUCCUUAUCAUGUAUGUGGUAAGCUGUCUUUGUCUAGUGUUAAAUGUGUGUGAGAUGCUUCACUUGGGAAUCGGCACUUUUCGGGACACACUUCGUACGAGGAGGAAUCGGGGUCGACGGACAUCCUACUGCUACCCUUUCUCUCGCAACAUCCCUGCCUCCCCUCCGGGCUACAACUUAGUUAUGAAGACAGACAAACCUGGCAGGAUCCCCAACAGCCUCAUCACCCAUGAGCAGGACAUGGCAAAUGUGGCCCAGGAGCAGCAGUGCAUCAGCCCAGAUGAGAACAUCCCAUCGGAUCUGGCAAGCCUGCACCGUCACCUUCGAGUGGCCCAGGAGCAGCUUGAUAUGGCCUUUCAAACAUAUCAGACCAAAAACACCCAGCAAACCUCCAGAACCAGUAGUCCUGUAUCUGGGGGAACUAUGGCAGAGCAAAAUCGUGUCAAUACAGUUCAGGAGAAACAAGGAGCCAGGCCGAAAUCAGCCACAGAGAAGGCUGCAACCAUUGUAAAAAAUGGAAAAACAUCUGUCUGGAUCUAGAAAUGAAUAUCAUUGAGUACAUUAACAAUAAAAAUGAACAUUUAAGACUCCAGGACUACACUGUGACACAGCUGGAGGGAUGUGUGAACGAGUACGAGAUGAGAAUUCCAAUCACACUAGCUGAAGGAGUACAGUACACAGUAGGCUUAGUUUUUGAGCAUUAGAAAAGAAAAUACACAUAAAGGAAUUAUCAAAUCCAGUACCAUGAAUCUUCUCUGUUACCAUAGUGUGUCAUUUUGUGCUUGCCAUAGAUUUCAGACAUGAUUAACAUAUGCUUACUUAGUUAAACAUAUCUAAUUCCAGCUAAAAUAUCAAAGUAUAAGAGGAUUUAUUCAAGCUAUUUAUCUGAUCUACCCUUGAUUGGCGCUGAACUGGAUUCAUUUGAAGAAAAUUCAACUUUGGAAGGGUGUGAUUGUUCCCUCGAUCCAAAUUUGAAACGUGUCAUUUUGAAAGCAUGAUGAUUGUUGUUGGAAAGAUUUAGCAUUAAUAUUUGGGGAUGUAUUUUUGGAUGAGUGUGGAGGACUGUUCCUGGAAGAAAAUCAAAGGUGAAAUAUUUUGGUGAGAAGUGAAAUAUUUUGAUAAGGGUGAUGAAAGAGGGCUGUGUCACUGUAGGCUCUUCUGGUAAACAUCUGCUCAGUGUGAUGAUCUUCAGUCAUUGCGUGCAAAGCCUAUAUCUAUUCCAUGUUUUCCAAAGCCUUGCAGUGUCACAUGUGAAGGAAAAGAGGUAAGUGAACAGAAAAUCUGAUUAUUUUUAAAAGUAAAUACUGAUUUUCUGCAAUCUGGAGCACAUGAUGCAUGCUGUAAAACUGGGAACAUACAGUAUAUUUAGUCUACAGUAGAAAUCCCAUCAUUUGCUAUUCGGUUAGUUUUUCUGUCAUUGAAGCUGUACGUUUCUAAAACUGGUUUUAGAGUAAUAUUUAAUCCUGCCUUCACUGUUGUCAUACUUCAAAGUGCCUCAGACUUUUAAGGACUGUCCUGGUAUUUUAUUCACGAAGAAAUAAAUUUAUUUGCAACCUCUGGUG